AUGGAGGGUCCAGAUUUGGGCUCUUCGAAGUACGCUUGCAAUAGUGUCAGCUCUUUAGGAAAUUACAGUACCAUUUAUACAGGCUUGAUCGUCGAUGCCGUGCUCGAUUCGGCUAUUUUGAAAGGGAAACUCACCGAGUUGGUUGGAUUAUGGCCAAUACUUGGGGGCGAUUUGAUCAAAGAUACAAAACCAUGGUCCUUCACCUGUGGCUCUACGGUCGAUUAUGCCAGCAGGGCUAUUGACCAAUCACUGGCUACGUAUCUUCCGAUCUAUCACGAACAACAUGGCAAGGAGCCAAGUAUCAUGGAAAGCCCCGAAAUAUCCGCGGUUGAUGAGAAGUUCAUAUUCAAUGUCUCUCCUAGCCUCGCAAACAGUUUCCGCCUCCGUGUCACUCUCCUACAGGAUGCUACUUUACUCUGUUUUGGAAUCACACACCAUAUUUGCGAUGGCAAUGAUUGUUGGGAAGUGGUCAAAGCGUUUUGUGACCUAUUGUCUAAUAAGCCAAUUCCUUUAUUUGCUCUUCCGCCUGACGCCGGGGAUGUUCGAAUGUCCGAUCUGAUGAAAGCCAAAAAUAUGUGCUCUGAAACCGAAUCGAAUUUCCACUACCGGACACACGCACAGAACUAUGACACUGGAAUACUGAAUCUGGCAAUGACUGUAUGGCGCGUGCUGCUGACGAUCAUUGCUAUGAAGUUUGGAUUCCUUGCGGAGCUUACAACCAAGUUCAUCUACAUUCCAGGCGCAUGGGUCGACGAAUUACGGGUCAAAUCACAGGCAGAGCUGAAAGACUGUUCUCCUGAGAUUCAACUCACACGAAACGAUGUUAUUGCGGCGUGGUAUCUGAAAUCCGUCUAUUCCCAUCAGCCUACAGCUAUGUCCCCUAAUCCAGUGGACUACUUUGGGAUAAUCGACUUUCGCCGCUUUAUUGAGCCCCCGAAGCCUGGAACAUACUACAUCCGCUGUAGUGUUGGGGCAUUUCGGUGUAAAUUCUCCGUUCAGCAGCUGAAAGAAGAGUCAGUGGCUGAGAUUGCACGGGAUAUACGCCUCACAACACUGCAAUAUACAUCCACCGAAUCCGUCCACCAGAGCCUUCGGUUCUCAGAAAACCAUACAUCUAAAACUCUCACUUUAGCACUGCGUGGCACUAUAAACCUGGGGUUUGUUGUGGUAUCUCAUUGGACAACUUUUGAUUAUGCAGGUCUUGAUUUCUCGGGUGCCAGUCUUAAUGGGCAAAAAGCGCCAGUCAUAUUUGUGAACCCCAUGAUCGUAAACACAUGGAACCUCACGAUAGCACCUGUGGCUGUCGUCAUGAAGAAUGGGUCUGGAGGCUACUGGAUUCGUGCUACGAAUACAUCAACUGGUUGGGAACGGUUCAGCCUAUCUAACAGCAUCGAAAGUCUGUUUCCUACAUAG
Penicillium egyptiacum is the source of this 1413-nucleotide messenger RNA. Lineage: Eukaryota; Fungi; Ascomycota; Eurotiomycetes; Eurotiales; Aspergillaceae. The record is from the annotation of a GenBank genome assembly.